GAAUUUGCUUCUUAACAAUAAAUUCUUAUUUUAUUAUGGAUGGUGGAUACCUCUGGGUAUGGUUGGUGUGAUCGUUAUUUAUCCGACAGAGGGGACUGCUCAGGGGCUUUCCAUUGUGAACCCUGACGGAAGUUUGUCAACGAUUGUACCUGCUGCGGAUGUCCCAACUGGAGGUGCUGUUGCUGGUGCAGCUGGACAGAACUACAUGCCUCUUGCAUUCUUCCCUAUGCAGCCUGGUGCCUAUUCCCAGUACCCGGCUUACCCUCCACUGGUAGGGCCUGGGACAAGUCCACCGAUACCAUUCCCGUUUCUCCUGUGCCCUGUGCUAUCUCCUCAAGGAGCAGCCUAUGUUACAGUGCCAUACACUGUGGCGCCCAGUGAUGGGCCAGCAAGCCCAGUUGUGACUGGCCCAUCUCCCAUAUCGCCAGCCGCGAGAAACAACCCAGAUAUGGAAGCUUUGUUGCAGACGUUGCGUCGUGGCCACUCCCAGCCUCAAACUCCAUCUCAUCCUGAAUCCCCUUCCCAGUCCCAGAUGGCGAGGCGCAAGGUGGGCAGUCCAGCUGCUCGAUCCCAACGUGGGGAGUUGACUCCACGAGGGAACAUGAGCGGAAACAAUUCUCGAGGCACUCCUCAGGCAAGCCCGUGGCCGAGCACCUCUACUGAACGGGUUCAUGUGUCUGAUAGCUCCCCAACAACUACAGCUUCAGAAGGGGCAUGGACAGGUGAUCGGUCAGAUGGUGAAGAGAUUUCUAGAGCCCCCAUUGUUCAUCUGCCCCAGAAGGCAAAAGGAUCAGCAAGUGCAGUCACUCCCAGGGAACACCAGAUUCGCCAUGACACAGGGGAUGGGAGGAGUGGCCAUGAGGUGUGCUUACAUACUGCCGAACGGUCCCGACCACAGAGUGUGUUGCCAGCUGGGCAGGAGUCAUCACCUGAUUCAGUUGCAGGUGUGGUGCCAGUAGAGCCUGGUAGGCUAACAACUCUUUCGGAUUCAGAAUCAGCUAUUUCCACUGCUGAAUCCUUGAAAGAAACUUCGGCAGAGGAGGCAUCCACAGCAACAAACAGAGACGACGAUCAGCAACCCACCCAAACAAGACCUGCAGCAAGUCCGGACAAGGAAGUUGUGUCAAAGAUUGUAAAUGUGUUGAGGAUCAAAGCGAACAAAGCAUCUUGUUCAGGUGUCAGAUCUACUUCAGGGACAGCUGGUGAGCUUGCUUCUCAGGGUAAGAUCCAAGGCGUACCACCCUGUGUAUCCCAGUGAGUCCAGUCCCUUCUGCUUCCACAUCCUUGGAAUUUUCUCUGCAAACCCUGCGCAGGCUUUGCUCUUCCAGUAAAAGUAGUCGUAUGAUCACCUUACAUUGUGCUCAUUCUCCUCCGUUCCCUGACAAUAAAUGCUCAUAGCCUGA
This is a messenger RNA of Chara braunii, 1403 nucleotides long. The record is from the annotation of a GenBank genome assembly. NCBI's taxonomy places the organism in Eukaryota, Viridiplantae, Streptophyta, Charophyceae, Charales, Characeae.